Molecule: messenger RNA, 4704 nt
Organism: Clupea harengus (Atlantic herring)
Lineage: Eukaryota; Metazoa; Chordata; Actinopteri; Clupeiformes; Clupeidae
Gene: aox6
Product: aldehyde oxidase 6
Molecular function (GO): FAD binding; xanthine dehydrogenase activity; 2 iron, 2 sulfur cluster binding
Source: RefSeq, a predicted model, not a curated record
UCAAAUAUGACUUAUCACUUUAAGGGCUAGAUAAGGUCAGCAGAGGAGGACUGAGAGGAGAGCUACUCUGCGGUGUUGUGGUGGUGGUGGUUAAGAAACGGAAAAUGGCAGGGGAACGAGAGUGUGGUUAUUUGACUUUCUAUGUCAACGGGAAAAAGGUCACUGACCCCGAUGUUGAUCCUGAAACUAUGUUGUUGUCAUACCUACGAAAAAAGAUGAGGUUGACGGGCACCAAGUAUGGCUGCGGUGGAGGAGGCUGUGGGGCCUGCACGGCCAUGCUGUCCCGCUACCAGGUCCACACCGGGACCAUUGUCCACUGUGCGGUGAACGCUUGCCUGCUGCCCGUGUGCCAGCUGCAGGGGGCAGCGGUGACCACAGUGGAGGGCAUCGGCAACACCAAGACCAAACUGCACCCAGUCCAGGAGCGCAUAGCAAAGGCUCAUGGUUCUCAGUGUGGCUUCUGCACCCCUGGUAUGGUGAUGUCCAUGUACACUCUACUGAGGAACAAGCCCCAGCCCGACAUGGAAGACAUCAGGGAGGCACUGGCUGGAAAUCUGUGUCGCUGUACUGGAUACCGUCCCAUUCUGGAUGGGUACGAGACCUUCUGUGAGAGCCCAAACUGUUGCCAAAUGAAUGGAGCCAAGAGCUGCUUAAAUGAGAAUAAUCCCAACUGCUGCCAGCAGAGUGUCAAGGAGACUGGCCUGGCCAAUGAGGCUGAGGUUGCAGAUAGCCUUGAGAAUGGACACCUUGAGCUCUUCAGCAAAGAUGACCUGCUUCCUCUGGAUCCAUCCCAAGACCUCAUCUUUCCCCCCGAGCUCAUUAGAAUGGCUGAAAGCGGGGUGCAGACGACGCAGACUUUCCGGGGGGAGCGCAUCACCUGGGUGUCACCCGUCUCACUGGACGAGGUUGUGGACCUGAAGGCUCUCCAUCCUCAAGCACCCAUCGUCAUGGGCAACACCAACAUCGGUCUGGACAUCAAGUUUAAAGGAGUCUUGCAUCCCUUCAUCAUCUCCCCGACCAGGGUUCCAGAGCUGUUUGAGGUCAAGCACACUCCUCAGGGCGUGAGUAUCGGCGCUGGCUGCAGCAUGUCAGGGGUGCGAGCGGUGCUGGGGGGGCUGGUGCAGACUCUUCCCCCGGAGCAGACUGAGCUCCACAGGGCCCUGCUGCAGCAGCUGGGCAACCUGGCGGGACAGCAGAUCCGCAACGUGGCAACCCUGGGUGGCAACAUUGUCAGUGCGUAUCCCAACUCUGACCUGAACCCUGUCCUGGCUGCUGGGAACUGCAGACUCACUGUAGUAUCAAAGGGAGGAACACGAGAGAUCCCCAUCAAUAAAGACUUCUUUGUGGGCUUCGGGAAGACUGUCCUAAACCCAGACGAGAUCGCUUUGUCUGUUUUCAUUCCCGUGUCCUGUAAGGGGGAGUUUGUGCGGGCGUUCCGCCAGGCUCCCCGGAAGGAGAACGCUCUGGCCACGGUGAACGCGGGCAUGCGGGUGCGGUUCCAUGACGGCUCUAGUGCGGUAGAAGACCUCAGCAUUUUCUACGGAGGUGUGGGACCCUGCACCGUCAGCGCCCCCAAAACAUGCCAGCAGAUCAUCGGGAGGCUGUGGGGUGAGGAGGCUUUGAACGCUGCCUACCAGAUGCUCCUGGAGGAAAUACCCCUGCCCCCGUCUGCCCCGGGGGGCAAAGUGGCGUUCCGCAGGGCUCUGACGCUCAGCUUCCUCUUCAAGUUCUACCUGCAGAUGCAUCAGAAGCUCGCAGAGAUGGGUGUCAUUGCAGAGGGCUUGCAACAGGACAUGAGAAGUGGCCUGGACCCUUUACCUAGUCACUUCCUGCCCAGCUAUCAGGAGUUCCAGGGCGUGUUAGAAGGGCAGCCAGGUCAGGACCCCGUUGGCCGUCCCAUGAUGCACCGGUCUGCCCUGAGCCAGGCUACAGGAGAGGCGGUGUACUGCGAUGACAUGCCCCGGACAGAGGGGGAGCUCUUUCUCUCUCUGGUCACCAGCACCAAGGCUCACGCCAAGAUCAUUAACAUCGAUAUGAGCGCCGCCCUUGCCCUGCCCGGUGUGGUCGACGUCAUCACAACCAAAGACAUCCCUGGCAAGAAGUUCCGGACAUUCAGUGGCCUGACAGAGGAGCUACUAGCUGAGGAGGAGGUGACCUGCGUGGGACAGAUUGUGUGCGCAGUUGUCGCGGAUACCAAGCCGCACGCCAAACAGGGGGCCGCAGCAGUGAAGAUCACUUACGAGGACCUGCCGGACCGAGUGUUCACUGUCGAGGAGGCCAUAGAGAAGAAGUCUUUCUUUGAGCCUCAAAGGGAGAUUGGGAGAGGUGAUGUGACCAAAGGCUUUAAAAUGGCUGACCAAAUUUAUGAAGGAGAAAUUCGGAUUGGUGGGCAAGAGCAUUUCUACAUGGAGACGCAAAGCAUGCUGGUUAUCCCAGGUGGGGAGGACAAGGAGAUGAACGUCUAUCUGUCCUCUCAGCAUCCAAGCUAUGUUCAGGACUCUAUUGCAGAGACGCUUGAUAUUCCCUCAAACCGGGUGACAUGUCACGUUAAACGAGUCGGAGGUGCCUUCGGAGGAAAGGUCACCAAAACAACCAUCCUGGCCUGCAUCACCGCUGUCGCUGCAUGGAAGACAGAGCGGUCAGUGAGGUUGGUCUUAGAGAGGGGGGAAGAUAUGCUGAUUACAGGAGCCCGCCAUCCUGUCCUGGGACAAUACAAGGUGGGCUUCAUGAGAGACGGGCAGAUAACUGCAGCCGACGUGAAGUACUACACCAACGCAGGCAACUGUGUGGAUGAGUCAGUGCUGGUCAUUGAAAAAAUCCUGCUGCAUUUUGACAAUGCCUACAACAUCCCCAACCUGCACGGCAGAUCGACCGCCUGCCAAACCAACCUUCCGUCCAACACGGCCUUCCGCGGGUUUGGGGUACCCCAGAGCCUGCUGGUCACAGAGAACAUCAUCAACGACGUCGCCCUCAAACUCGGCCGCACUGCUGAAGAGAUCCGCGAGGCGAACAUGUACAGGGGACCAUCUCUGACCCCCUACAAGAUGGAGUUCGACCCGGAGAACAUGCUGCGCUGCUGGGAGGAGUGCAAGCGCCGCUCCUCCAUCCAGAGUCGCCAUGACGACAUCGCCCAAUUCAACCAGCGCAACCACUGGAAGAAGAGGGGCAUCGCCCUCGUUCCCAUCAAGUACGGCAUAGGGUUCGCAGAGAGCUUCCUGAACCAGGCUGCUGCUCUGGUACAUAUCUUCCUGGAUGGCACAGUGCUGGUUAGUCAUGGAGGAGCGGAGAUGGGCCAAGGUCUCCACACAAAAAUGCAACAGGUGGCCAGCCGUGAGCUGUGUAUCCCCUCCUCACUGAUCCACAUCUCGGAGACCAACACACACAUGGUGCCCAACACAUGCCCCUCCGCUGCCUCCUUUGGCACUGAUGCCAAUGGCAUGGCAGUCAAGGAUGCCUGUGAGACCCUCUACACCAGACUGGAACCAAUCAGGAAGAAGGACCCUGAAGGCACAUGGCAGAGCUGGAUCCAAAAAGCUUUUCUGGAGAAAAUUAGUCUGUCGACCACUGGGUAUUACAGGGGUCUUGACCUGUACAUGGACUGGGAGAAGCAGGAAGGACAUCCUUACGCUUACUUCACCUACGGAGCAUGCUGCUGUGAAGUAGAACUGGACUGUCUGACUGGAGACUACAGGACCGUGAGGACAGACCUGGUUAUGGACAUUGGAAGGAGCAUCAAUCCCUCUAUUGACAUCGGUCAGAUCGAGGGGGCGUUUAUGCAGGGCGUGGGGCUGUACACCAUGGAGGAGCUGAAGUUCUCCCCGUCUGGAGUGCUCUACACGCGCGGACCCGGCCAGUAUAAGAUUCCCGCCAUAUGUGACGUGCCUCUCCAGCUCAACAUCUACCUGCUGCCGGGCUCCCAGAACCCCCAUGCCAUCUACUCCUCCAAGGGCAUUGGUGAGCCGGCCCUGUUCCUGGGCAGUGCCGUCUUCUUCGCCCUGAAGGACGCGGUGGCGUCGGCAAGGAGGGAUGCUGGCCUCAGCGGCCCCUUUGAGUUUAACAGUCCUGCCACUCCUGAGAGGACCUGUCUGGCCUGUGCCUCCCACCUCACACAGAUGGUUCCAAUUAGCGAGCCAGGCUCCUUUCAACCAUGGGCUAUUGAGAGUCCUUAAGUCCCCUCUACCGAGCAGCAAUUACACAUGAUUAUACGGCUUGACUUUAAGAAAAUUAUAGUCUCACUUUUUGUUACUACUGUGCAAUGCCUGUUGAGCUUUUGUCUUUAAAUAAGAGUCAAAGAAACGCAAUCCUAAUAUUAUAUAAUUUGUAUGCACCUACUUGUCAGAAAGAUUACUAUAAUAUCUUGUUUGUUUUUUUAUUCCCUUAAGGCUCACCUUGGCUCACCUUGUAAGUCUGCUGCUUAUAUGUGUGAAAAUAUAUAUUUGUACUAAUAGUAGAGAGUUUUAUAUUACAACAAAACUGAAGUAAUCAAAGAAGUAGUGGCUAGAAAGCACACUGUACUGAGGAAGUGUGAUUCUCCUGGAUUUAAUAUGAAAAGAUGAUGGACAUAAAUCAGAUUACAUCAUACCUGUUUUCUUGUGGUAUUUAGAAUGUGACUAUGCAAGCUGCUAUGCAAUGUAUAAGUCACAACUUAACACACUUACGAAAAUCUGCUGCAUUUGAAAAAGAAAUAAAGAGGUUUUAUUCAUG